GACUCCUUACAACAUACUCCUUGAAUUAGUACCAUGCUCUUAUGGUACGAUUGCCUGAUUACCUACCGCCCCUUAUCUUCCAACAUGCACCGCUUCUUCCAAAUCGCUACCUUUCUCCUCACAUUACUCCUCGUAGCCACACAUGACAGGAACAUCCCUAAUAGCGUCAAUAAAGACAUGUCAAAGCUCAGCUCUGAUCUGACAACUACCAGUACCAUCACCGAUUCCAUCGAGCGUAGAGAUUAGACUUUCACAAUAUGGGGAACUGGCCGUAGCGAGUAUUCUAGCAACACGAGCAUCGAACCUCGAGCUUUGUAUGUGUCUGAGACUCCCUCUUUUGCAGAUGGGUUCCCUACUACCACAAUCACGGACGCAAUGACUACCCCAUUGGUAGCUCGUGACGACACUGUGACACAGGGCAGUGAUAUCUUGUACAUCCCCAAUCCAUGUACCUUUGGCUUGGUUGUUGCAGCUACCAUGUCUCUUAUUAGUCCUGGCUCAUCAUCAACCAUCGAUCCAGAUUCAAAGCCCGGGAAAGUUGACCCAAAGUACUAUGGGGAUUCUACCAUCUUUUGGGUAUCUGGGAUUAUGCUAAGCAGAGCCAACCCGGGGUAUAUGCACACGAUCGUUAUGUUUUAUGAUUUUGGUUAUGUUUAUGUUUAUGAUUAUGGGUUUAUCAAGCUUGGACCUGGUAAUUGUUUAGCCUGGAUACCACGGAUUUUGAUCAGUGGUUCAAAUGUCUCUCCUUUCCCUUCUCUCAAAGAUCUGUCUCUGCGUUUUGAGUAUUGGUACUGCGUGAUUCUUAAGUUUUGAGGCCUGUACUUCUUGUUCUGUUAUCAACGUUUUGCUUUUGAAAUAUUGCAUCUCCCUCAUUGGAUAUUCAUUAUCUCCAAACUUCUUCCAUAGUUCUUAACAAUCACAAUACAGCGAGAUUGACUAUGACCUUGCCA
This is a messenger RNA of Botrytis cinerea B05.10, 950 nucleotides long. RefSeq lists its product as hypothetical. Bases 376 to 813 code for a protein of 145 amino acids. The transcript has a single exon. The record is from RefSeq and is a predicted model, not a curated record. Lineage: Eukaryota; Fungi; Ascomycota; Leotiomycetes; Helotiales; Sclerotiniaceae.